AAAGAGGAGGAAAACAAGGCAGUAGAACAAGAAGCCGGUAAAGCAGACAGCAUAGACUGAGAAGAAUGGAGAACCAGAGUGGUGAGAAGACUGAGGAUGAACUCCGCAAAGAACUUGAAGCUCUUCAACGACAACAACGCGAGAUUACUGAGCGUAUUAGAGAUCCAAGAGGACUUCGUCGUGGCGGAUUCUCAGGCAAUGCUCAAAGGAACAAUCUUCCUAAUCAACGUCCUUUCACUCGACCUGGUGAAAGGUUUAAUUCAAAGGACGAGCCUCCUCCGAAGCGGCGAUUGAGUUCUGCAGUUGUUAAGGUGGAAGAUGGAGAGGUUGUUGAAGAAGAAAUCGCAGUCCGUUACAUGCAAAGUGAGGAUCCUGUUCCUGGUGUUUCUGGUCCAAUGGCAAAGAAUGAUCAAAGGUCUUCAGUUUCACAGCAAAAUCGUCCAUUUUCUGGAAAAAUCGGCAAUCAACAAGUGGAUAAUGGGCUUGAUCAUCAAGUUAAGGAGGUUCCAAGAGUGUUGCCAAAAGAUGAGGAUCCAAGGUUGGUUAAUAGGAAUCGAAGGAUGCUAGGUCAACUUUUGGGGACCCUGGAGAAAUUUAAGAAGGAAGACAUGAAGCUUUCAGGGACCGAGGCAUACAUGCGAAGAUCAGAUUCCUUGCAAAGAGCGGAGCAAAAGGCACGCGAAGAAAGUGAAAGGCUGCGACAACAGGAGCGUGAAAAAAUUGCUGAAAAUAGGAAGCGUGAUUUGGUACUCAGGGCUCGUGUAGCUGCCAAGACUGAAGAGAAGAAGAUGGAAUUGCUAUUUCUUCAAUGGAGCGAGCACCAUAAGAAGCUUACAAAUUAUUUAAGGACAAAAGCGGAGCCCCCCAUUUAUUACAUGCCAGCCAAGCCUAUUGACGAAAAUUCAGCAUUAAAUGAUGAAAAGAAAGAACAGGCAUUUCUGGAAUGGAAGGUUGCCAGGAGAGAGGAGCUUUCUGCAUAUCAGAAAGAAGUUCAUGAUCAGUAUAUUGCAAACGUUGAAAGGGAUCUCGAAAGGUGGUUGACUGCUAGAAAAUCAAGAAAUGCAAACAAUGAUGCAAACUUGCAGGAAACCAUGGACAAAGAGUUGGAAACACAUAGGCUGGAACAUGGGCCUAAGGCACGGAAAAUACCAGAUGCCAAUAAUGAAGAUGAAGAGGAGGUUGAAGAUAUAAACGUUGGCGAGGAUGAUAUGAUGGAUGAUAUCCUUGACCUUGAUGAGACUGAGAGAGUUGAUGAACAGAACAAGCGUGAUGAGGACGAUGGUAAUCCUUCUUUAAGCGUUGUGGAGUAGGGGAAUUAGAGGCAUAACGUUCUAAACUGAUUUUUGUUUGGCUUGUUUGCUCUUAGCUUAUUUUUGCAGCCAUGAUGUCUUUGGAUUGUUACCCUUUCUAGUCAAUCGAAUACUUGAUGCUUGUUUGUGGACAUUCCAUUUAAACCGAACUGGUUCUCUCUCUGAAGGCUAGACUGCUAGAGUUGUGCAUUACCUGUACAAGUUAUACUAAGGGGUGUUUGGUAUAGAAAA
Chenopodium quinoa (quinoa) is the source of this 1541-nucleotide messenger RNA. RefSeq names its product pinin-like. The record is from RefSeq and is a predicted model, not a curated record. Lineage: Eukaryota; Viridiplantae; Streptophyta; Magnoliopsida; Caryophyllales; Amaranthaceae. Bases 66 to 1310 code for a protein of 414 amino acids. The transcript is spliced from 10 exons. Gene Ontology annotation, cellular component: catalytic step 2 spliceosome.